AUGUCUAGCGAUUUCGCUAUCUAUAUUCGAGACAAGCUUUUCGACAGCAAAACAUCUGUCGACCAUAAAAUCUUACAUAGUGUAAACAAGAAAGGGGAAUUUGUUCUAAAGUUCUGUUUCUGGGAAUAUGACAAGAACCAUAAAACCUUAAGCAGAGAAGUCUUAAAAUUUGUCAAUGACAGACUUGUUGACAGAGAUGACGCCUCUUGGAGAGAUGAAGUCCAACAAAACUUCUUAGAAUGCAAAGAAGACACAUGCGCUGUUCUUGAAAAUGAAAUAGAAAACAGAAUAGAAGAGCUAUUAAAUGACAAAGCACUUUUACAAAAAUAUGGUUCUGAGAAGUUUGACAUAACUCCACCAGAGAAGAAGAAGAGAGAAAAGAAAGAAAAGAAAGUAGAAGAAGAGAAGAAAGAACCUGAACCAGUUCCAGAGAAAAAGAAAUUUGACAUGUAA
This is a messenger RNA of Trichomonas vaginalis G3, 453 nucleotides long. RefSeq lists its product as uncharacterized. The coding region runs from base 1 to 453 and encodes 150 amino acids. Lineage: Eukaryota; Parabasalia; Trichomonadida; Trichomonadidae. The transcript has a single exon. The record is from RefSeq and is a predicted model, not a curated record.